AUGGAUUUUAAAAUUGAAAACACUUGGGAUGGUUUUCCAGCGAGGCAUGAGCCAGUGUGUAUCAAGCUGAGUCCAGGGGACGAGCGCAUGAAGAUGGAGGUCAGUGCUCCGUUUUUCAAUGAUCCUCCAGCUCCUCUUGGAGAACCAGGAAAGCCUUUCAGUGAACUGUGGAAUUAUGAAGUUGUGGAAGCAUUUUUCUUGAAUGAUACAACUGAGCAGUAUUUAGAUGUUGAACUUUGUCCACAUGGACAACAUUUAGUUCUUUUACUCUCUGGAAGAAGAAAUAUUUGGAAAAAAGAGCUUGAGUUAUCAUUCAAAGUGUUCAGAGGGGAGACAAACUGGGAAGGCAUAGCUCUUCUUUCUUGGAGUUAUUUUCCACCAAAUGUGACAAAAUUCAACUCAUUUGCAAUUCAUGGAUCAAAUGAUAGAAGUUAUGAAGCUCUUUACCCUGUGCCACAGCGUGAAGUGCAGCAAGGACAAAAGCCUGAUUUCCAUCGUCUGGAAUAUUUCAAGCCUUUCAGUCUUAACACGCUGCUUGGAGAAGAAUGGAAGCAGCCAGAAUCAGACAUGUGGCUAAUAGAGACACCUGAUGUGUAGAAGUAUAGUAGAUAACCGAGCAUGUCCAUCAUUUCUCCUCUGUGCUUUUAAGAUAUUCUAAUAAAAUACGUAAACACAUUUCAACAACAAACAUUUUAACAGAGGUCACUGAAAUGUAGCAUCUCUGUAUCAAAUUGCAUAUGUUAACAUAGAAAUAGAAACUAUGUGUAACAUAAAA
Messenger RNA from Myodes glareolus (Bank vole), 775 nucleotides. The record is from RefSeq and is a predicted model, not a curated record. Lineage: Eukaryota; Metazoa; Chordata; Mammalia; Rodentia; Cricetidae.